Hyaloscypha bicolor E is the source of this 975-nucleotide messenger RNA. RefSeq lists its product as uncharacterized. NCBI's taxonomy places the organism in Eukaryota, Fungi, Ascomycota, Leotiomycetes, Helotiales, Hyaloscyphaceae. Bases 1 to 975 code for a protein of 324 amino acids. The record is from RefSeq and is a predicted model, not a curated record. The transcript has 6 exons.
AUGUUCCAGUUGCCGAACUUCAACCGUGGCGGUGCUUCGCAGCCUUCGCUAAAGCCAGUCCUGCAGUCGAGAAAGAAGAGUAUCCUAUGGGAACACUUCCAGACUUCCAGAAAGCACAAUAAGAGGCUUUAUUAUCAGAUCUAUCCUCCGAUGAGUACGGUGGAAGGAACUAUUCCUCUCUUUGACCUUCUGCAAAUGAUAGAAACACUUGCAGAGAAGAUUAGCAAUUGGCUCGACUCACCAAUCUCACCUCAAUCGAAGCGCGGGAUGGACAAUUUCCGGCUUUCGAUGGUACGGAUCAAGCGUACCUCAUGUUCUGGUGCGCGUGCACACGCGGCACAUGAUCGGGACGACAUCAAAGCUGCACUUCUACCUAAUACCGAGGUUGAGACAUGGCCUCCUAUCAAUUCGUUGUCACAGAGGGUAAGCAUAUUCAUCUUCUACUCCCUUCGGGUUUCGUGUUCUAAGACUUUGGUAGCCUCCGGGAAGAGGGAAGAGAUAUGUCUAUAUCUGGCACUGUUGUGCCUGCGGAGAGACUGGGAUUGGGAUUAUGACAGAAUCGUGUCCAGGUUGUGGGGAUCCACGUCCGAGUCCCUCUUCGCUUAUCUCCUUCGCUCUAAGAAUGGGGUAAGAAAGGGGCUAGAUCCGGUCACGUGCUGCGAGCUAAACCCCGAAAUUCGAAGAGCGCGUCUCGGACAUCAAGCAACGACUCUUCUCAGUGCAACAAUGAUGACUACCACGCCCUCUGGCGAAGAAAUACGACCGCCGCUGAAGGCAUUAUGCUUCAAAUAUUUGAUCUUCAGUGGUGCAAAGAAGCUCUGUGAAAACGUCGGAAAGACGUUGCUUGAAGUCGAUCUGAAGACUGCCUGUCAGAAUCAAAUGCAAUUAAGUCGCAAAUUGACUCUUGUCGCAAUUACCAUUCAACGCCGAACCAGUCUGCCAGUCAUCAAGAAUAUCCAACAACCAGCUGCAUAA